This is a messenger RNA of Hevea brasiliensis (rubber tree), 1654 nucleotides long. RefSeq names its product endoglucanase-like. Gene Ontology annotation, biological process: carbohydrate metabolic process. Gene Ontology annotation, molecular function: hydrolase activity, hydrolyzing O-glycosyl compounds. The record is from RefSeq and is a predicted model, not a curated record. NCBI's taxonomy places the organism in Eukaryota, Viridiplantae, Streptophyta, Magnoliopsida, Malpighiales, Euphorbiaceae. The transcript has 8 exons. Bases 30 to 1541 code for a protein of 503 amino acids.
GCUACUCCAAGCACGCACGCACACAAGUCAUGGGGUGCACUAAACUUUUUUGGGUUCUUUUUUCCUCUUGUGUUUUGGCUGCUCAAGCUGGGCUGGCCAUCGAAAAUGAGAACUCAUCAGGUUUUAGCUAUGGAGAUGCACUUGGCAAAGCAAUCUUAUUUUUUGAAGGGCAACGCUCCGGGAAGUUGCCUGCUGACCGGCGAGUAAAAUGGAGGGCAAAUUCUGCACUUUCUGAUGGCCAGCCUAAUAAUGUGAGUUUAAUAGGAGGCUAUUAUGAUGCUGGUGAUAAUGUUAAAUUUGGAUGGCCAAUGUCAUAUACUGUUAGUUUAUUGAGUUGGGCUGCAACUGAGUAUCAGAAAGAGAUAUCUUCUGUCAACCAGCUUGGUUACCUCAAGGGUGCAAUCCGCUGGGGCUCUGACUUCCUUAUACGAUGUCAUACUUCAUCCACCACAUUCUACCCGCAGGUGGGAGAUGGAAAUGCUGAUCACCAAUGCUGGGAACGCCCAGAAGAUAUGGACACCCCUCGAAAACUUUACAAGAUAACUCCUAAUUCACCAGGCACUGAGGCUGCAGCUGAGGCCGCAGCUGCUCUCGCUGCUGCUUCACUUGUGUUUAAGGCUGUUGACUCCAGAUAUUCUGCCAAGUUGUUAAGCCAUUCACGAUCACUGUUUGAAUUCGCAGACAAGUACAGAGCAUCUUAUCAAGCUUCUUGCCCUUUCUACUGCUCCUUCUCAGGCUAUCAGGAUGAGUUAUUGUGGGCUGCAUCUUGGCUAUACAAAGCAGGUGGAGAAUGCAAGUACUUGAGUUAUGUCUCCAGCAAUAGUGGCUGGAGUCACGCAGUGUCUGAGUUCAGUUGGGACAACAAACUUGCUGGAGUUCAGACAUUACUUGCAAAGGAAUUCUUUGCUGGGAAUAAGGAUUUGGAUAAGUUUAAGACUGAUGCAGAGUCAUUUAUAUGUGCAUUGAUGCCUGGGAGUAGUUCUGUGCAGAUUAGAACAACUCCAGGUGGGCUUCUGUAUACUAGAGAUAGCUCUAAUCUGCAGUAUGUCACCAGCUCCACCAUGUUGCUUUUUAUCUACUCCAGAACAUUGACUGCACGCCAUAUCAGUAGGCUCCAAUGUGGCUCUGUACAUUUCUCUGCCUCUCAUAUCCGAGCCUUUGCAAAAUCACAGGUGGACUAUAUACUUGGAAAUAACCCAAUGAAGAUGUCAUAUAUGGUGGGCUUUGGCAGCAAAUACCCAACCCAAAUACACCAUAGAGCUGCAUCCAUCCCUUCAAUCCAAGUUCACCCAGAAAAGGUGGGCUGCAAUGAUGGUUUCUCAAGCUUUUACUCAAUUAACCAACCAAAUCCAAAUACACAUGUGGGUGCCAUUGUUGGAGGCCCUGAUUCAAAUGAUCAAUACAAAGAUUUGAGAUCGGACUACUCUCAUGCUGAACCUACCACCUAUCUGAAUGCAGCCUUUGUGGGUUCAGUGGCUGCUUUAAUAACCAAGACAGGAAGCGAAGCAAAGUGCUCAGGACUGUUGCAGGAAACCGGCUAGCACCAAGAAAUUGGUUGAUCAAAUGUAACUAAUCACAAAAAAUUAGUACUAAUAAAGCCCUUAUUCAUGGGAUCAAGUAAUUAAUUAAUGCACAACGAUAAACUUUGUCACUA